AUAAGGAGAUGCUCCGGCGAGGAGGUUCAGUUCCAAAAAUGUUGUCAUCUUGGUUGUUUUCUUGUUUUUGUUUCGUCACCUUCUUUGCAAUUGAAGGGCAGACAUUUCAUCGACAGCCGAAGCAUUUACACCCAGAACUCGACCCUUUUGAUGGAACUGAUGGCAACGUAGCUCUACACCAGGAAGAAACAGCUGUUGUCCAUGGUCCGCCAGUGCAUUUCUGGGAUUCCGACGAUGAAGAUGUGGAAGAAUACGGCACGUUUGACGUUGAAUCGUUUCGCAGUCAUCCUCUGUACGAUCCUUGGAGCAAAGCUUCGAGAUACAUGAACGAUAAACUGAGAUUCAUCACCAAAUACAUUCCUCUCACACCUGGGCCAACCGGUCCACCGGGACCAACUGGACCAACCGGACCUGCUGGACCAACUGGAGCCACAGGACCAACGGGGCCGACUGGACCACCAGGACCAAUAGGAGCCACAGGUGCUGCGGGAGCCAAUGGGGCCAACGGAGUUAACGGAGGCAACGGCGCGCCUGGUGCGACCGGGUUAUCUGGAGCUAAUGGAGCAGCCGGCGCACCUGGUGCGAGCGCAGCGCCUGGUAACCCUGGAGCGGCUGGAGCGGCCGGUGCGGCUGCUACGUCUACUUCAUCUGCGGGUGGAGGCGGAGGUGGCGGUGGUGGCAGCACUGAUGGGACAGGAGGUACUGGAGGAACAGGUGGAACGCCCGGUCGUUCUUCCGGCCCAAUCGGACCACCAUACGAUGCACAAGACCAAAGGGGACGAACUAAACGGGAAGGAGCUCCAUCAGUUGCAGAACGGAAAAAUACUGAAUUGGAGCCGUGGUACAAGGCUUCGAGAUACGUUAGCGAGAAAUUGAGAUUCAUUAAACAAUACAUCUCAAUCACACCUGGACCAACUGGGCCUGAGGGACCUACUGGACCAACUGGACCCACUGGACCCACUGGUCCCAUGGGGCCAACGGGGCCAACGGGAGCAGGCGGCGCGGUAGGUGCAGAUGGGGCGGCAGGAGCUGCUGGGUUAGACGGUCAAGCGGGUCAAGCUGGUGUGGACGGGGUGGCUGGAGUAACAGGAGCCGACGGUGCCGAUGGUGUAGCCGGAACCGAUGGAGUGGCCGGCGUAGACGGGGCAGACGGGGCUGCAGGUGGGGGUGGUAGUUCAUCUUCUUCAUCUGCGGGUGGUGGAGGAGGUGGCGGCGGAGGAGGUCGAUCUUUCGAUUCCUAUUCUUCGAUGCCAGACGGCCCACUAGGCCCUCCGUCUCCCUAUGAUGACGAUCCUUAUGGUCCAAUUGAUCGGUUGCUUGAACGAGGGGAAAGAGCUCUGGUUGAUUUAUUUCACCAACAUCCUGCAUUGGAUCCUUGGUACAAAGCCGGAAGAUUUGUUGUCAAGAAAUUGAGAUUCUACCAAACUUAUUUCCCACUCACGGGACCCACAGGUCCUAUCGGGCCGACUGGGCCGACUGGCCCUACAGGACCACCAGGGCCUACCGGACCUGAAGGACCUGCUGGUGCGGCGGGCCCCGAUGGGCCUCCAGGACCGACAGGGCCAAGUGGAAAUGACGGUAUUCCCGGCGUGCCUGGUGUCAACGGCGCCAACGGAGCCAACGCGGCGCCUGGAGUGCCCGGCCCGAACGGUGUCCCUGGCGUUCCCGGUGUACCUGGAGCAUCAGGAGCGCCAGGAGCUGGUGGCGGAUCCUCUUCUUCGUCUUCUGCCGGCGGAGGUGGUGGCGGUGGUGGCGGUGGCCGUGCUCUUCACGGCUCCUCUAGUUCAAAAGAUCCUGGAAAUCAAAAUGGCCGUCCGGGUCUAUCCUCACGCCGACCAGCAACCGCAUAAUUAAUUCAUUUCCUUCUUCAUUUAUUCUUUGAAAUAGAUUUUAGAUUUUUCUCAAAAAAGGAGGGGAUGGUAUUUCUUACAUGAAAA
Molecule: messenger RNA, 1937 nt
Organism: Daphnia pulex (common water flea)
Lineage: Eukaryota; Metazoa; Arthropoda; Branchiopoda; Diplostraca; Daphniidae
Product: collagen alpha-1(I) chain-like
Exons: 17
Coding region: 9-1850 (613 amino acids)
Source: RefSeq, a predicted model, not a curated record